GCCUUAGUUCGGCCCGCGCAGUCUUACGCUUGUGUUGGCUUCGAAGAAGGCAUCGCAUCCGCAAGGGAGGCUGCACGCGCAGCGCUGAAGGAUGGACAGCAGUUUGAUGGUGUCCUGUCCUUCUCGCAAGGAUGUGCAGUUGCAACUUGUCUGCUCCGAGAAGCACAACUUGACAAAGGCCAUCCCCUGGCCAGCGCUCGUCUCGCUAUCCUCGUUGGCGGCUUCGUGCCUCGCGACCCAGACACGGCAGCGCGCUUGCGAGGAGAUGCGCUGAAAGUCCACUCUCUUCAUGUGUCUGGUGCAAAUGAUCUCUUGGUGACCAAAGCCAGGAGUGAGUCACUAGCGGAGCUGUAUGCAGUCAUGGAAUUCCUACGGGCACUGGGGAAUUCAGACAAGAGCUGCAGGCACUACUGGCGCGCGCAUCGGUUGACUGA
This is a messenger RNA of Symbiodinium pilosum, 434 nucleotides long. The record is from the annotation of a GenBank genome assembly. NCBI's taxonomy places the organism in Eukaryota, Dinophyceae, Suessiales, Symbiodiniaceae.